AACGGCUCUUAUCAUUUAUCAUUUUUUUUUUUUUCAAAAAUUUAAUAAUAUUAUUAUUGUUCACUACCUGUUACUAUUUUACUAAUAUUAUUGUUAUUAUUCGUUAUUAAUUAUUAUUUAUCGAGAUUUAUACAAAUCUUCGAGGACCUCGGUCAGCCGCGUUCAACGACGAUAGUACACGACGACGUCAAAGAACGUACUAAAUUAGCAAAUCGCUUCGUUUUGUCUAUCCAACACAUUGAUUAAAUUACAAAAGCAUUAAUUUCCCACGUUCAGGGUUUUCGGGAUUGAUAUACGCCAUGUACAGGCGGUGGUGACGUGUUUAGGUCGGAUGCUGGGACGAUAUAGUCUCUAUCAUAAUUAUUUGUCCGGUGGCUGCUCGUUGAUCGAGGUUUGCACAAAAGGUUUUGUUUGAAUUGGAUACUGACCGUCAUGGAUUGGAAGGCAGUCAUAUUCCAACAAUUGGAGAGCAGAAACUCCAGGGAGACAACUAGCUUUCAAAACUUGAUCAAUUUCUAUAACAAAAUCUAUGACAGUUCACUUUUGUUAAGAGCACAAAAUAUUCAGCUUGAAUCUCAAAUUAUACGUGGUAAUACUGGUGGUGAUUUUGUUUACUCUGAAAAAAUAUCAGCUUUAGAACAAAAAUUGCUUGUGCAACAAGAAGAAUUGACUGAAUUACAUCGUAGACGUGGAGAAAAUGCUCAAAUGAUUAUAGAUUUAAAUGCAAAAUUACAAUUGACUGAGCAAACACUUGCAAGCAAAAACCACAGUUUGACUGAACAUAUGAAGUUAGUUGCUAGUUUGCGAGCUGAAAUAUCUUUAUACCAGAAAAAUAACUCUGAACUAAAACAAUUAAAUCAAGUUCUCAAAGAUGAACACCAAGCACUGCAGUUGGCUUUUACUAAACUUGAAGAAAAAUUACGGGCAUUUCAAGAUGAAAACAGAGAACUCGUGGUCAGGUUAAUGACUUAUAAAUCUAAGGACGCCGAGAAGUUGAAUGAGGAAAACGACCAUCUAGUCAGAAAACGAAAUGCUAUUAUGCAAAAUGAACUUAAAGAAGCAGCUAAUGACAUGCGUGGUGUAACCGCAGAAUGCUUGACAACUGCUGUAAGCAAUAGUAUUGGCCCAAUUAUGACAUCUCCGUGUGCCAUGCCUAGCAAAGCUACCAUUCGAUUUGACGCUCAUGAUGGUGUUGUAAGCGCUGUGAAGUGGAGUCCAGUAGAUCGAAUGGUAGCAACUGGUGGAGAAGACCGUAAGGUGAAGCUGUGGGAUGUGUCUAAAGGUGUUGCUGAGUGCAAAGGGAUGUUGAUUGGAAGCAAUGCAGGUGUUAUGUCAGUUGAGUUUGACAGCACAGGUGGGCAAAUUGUAGCAGCAUCUAAUGAUUUGGCAUCGCGUGUUUGGACAGUAAAUGAUCAACGACUUAGGCACACGUUGACUGGACAUUGCGCCAAAGUGAUGGCUGCCAAGUUCAUGGGUGAACCCAACAAAGUGGUGACCGGCAGCCACGACCGCACGCUGAAGAUAUACGAUCUACGCAUCAGGGCAUGCGUCGAGACCAAGUUUGCCAUGUCCAGUUGCAACGACCUGGUCACAUCGGAGACUGUUGGCACGACCAUCAUGAGCGGCCAUUUUGACAAGAGGAUACGAUUCUGGGACACGAGGACCGAGAAGCCACAUACGGAGAUCGAGGUCCAAGGACGGGUCACGUCUUUGGACUUGUCCAGAGAUUGUAAUUACCUAUUGAGCUGUGUCCGGGACGACACCCUGCGGCUGGUCGAUCUCAGGACGAACAAAAUAAUCAACACAUUCGAGGCUGACGGAUUUAAAGUGGGUUGUGAUUGGACAAGAGCUGUGUUCAAUUUAGAAUAUGAUCAUGUGGCCGUUGGAUCCUCUGAAGGUUCGGUGUUCAUAUGGGCCGUGUCAAAUCCCGAAAAACCACUUGUAGUAUUGAAGAACGAACACAGCGCACCGGUGACAGCCGUGUCUUGGCAUCAGUUUACCAACAACGUGGCCAGCGUAGAUCGAUCCAGGAGGGCAGUGGUCUGGGCAGACGUUUGACACACGCUGUGGAUCCGGUGGUUUGUUUUUUCUUAUUACUGUUCACAGUAUACUGUUGCAACGUAUCGCGUGUAUUUUCCUUAUUUUUUUUUUAAUAUAUUUACCAUUUAAAAAAAUUAAAAAGAAAAAAAAUUGAUAUAUGUAUAUUUUUUAUUCUAUGCAUACAUAUUAUAAUAAUUAUAUUGUUGUCGUGCGUGUGUGCUUGUGUGUACAAUAUAUAUAUUAUACAUAUAUAUAUAUUAUUAUUUUUAGACUCAUUUGAUGAUGUGAGAUUAUUUUAUAUAUUUCAUGUAUUAUGUGUUUUGAAUAAUAAAAUGUUCCAAUUCA
Messenger RNA from Rhopalosiphum padi (bird cherry-oat aphid), 2385 nucleotides. RefSeq names its product autophagy-related protein 16-1 (gene Atg16). The transcript is spliced from 12 exons. Gene Ontology annotation, cellular component: autophagosome membrane. Gene Ontology annotation, biological process: autophagosome assembly. Bases 433 to 2058 code for a protein of 541 amino acids. The record is from RefSeq and is a predicted model, not a curated record. NCBI's taxonomy places the organism in Eukaryota, Metazoa, Arthropoda, Insecta, Hemiptera, Aphididae. Gene Ontology annotation, molecular function: protein binding.